CAGACCAUUUUCAUUCAAUAGUGCUUAGCUCUGUUUCCUGUGUCCUAGUCCUGGCAGUCUUCUGCCUUGAUAUCUGCUGAUCUAAGUUAAACAAGGUUAAAAAUGAACCUAAGCAGCAUACUUGUGACAUCUUGUAUUUAUGGAAUUAUAAAUAUAACACUAGUGAUGUCACAGAAAGACUAUUAUAAAUCACUGGGCCUAAAGAAAGGUGCGUCAGCGAGAGAUAUUAAAAAAGCGUUCAGAAAACUUGCGCUAAAAUACCAUCCAGAUAAAAGUGAUGAACCUGAGGCUGAGCAGAGGUUUCUAGAGAUUGCCGAGGCCUACGAGGUCCUGAGAGAUCCUGUAAAACGAUCCCAAUACGAUCAAAUGGGACAUAGUUCGUUUAACAAAGAUAGUGGUUUUAAACCAGGAAACUUCAACUUUCAGGACCUUUUUAAGGAUUUUGACGAUCUUUUCAAAGAUUUCGGUGAUAUGGAGGGUCAUUUUAAAUCCCAUUUUGGAAACCAUAAAAUGCAUCAUGAUGCUGCGGGGGGAAACUUUCAGUUUGCCCAGGAUAUUAAUUUCGAGGAUUUGUUCGAAUCUCCAUUCCUGCACAUGAACGAGUACGAUAUGUUCGGCCACGAUAUGGAGGAUGUUGCCCGGGUUAAUCUCAAGGGACGGCGGGAACACAGCCAACGGUCAAAGCAAUCCUGUAGAACGGUCACGCAACGAAUAGGGAGCACGGUGACCACUUAUACUCAAUGUUCAUGAUAAAUUACGG
Messenger RNA from Eurytemora carolleeae, 760 nucleotides. Its product is annotated as dnaJ homolog subfamily B member 9. Gene Ontology annotation, molecular function: misfolded protein binding; protein-folding chaperone binding. Gene Ontology annotation, cellular component: endoplasmic reticulum. The record is from RefSeq and is a predicted model, not a curated record. Lineage: Eukaryota; Metazoa; Arthropoda; Copepoda; Calanoida; Temoridae. The coding region runs from base 103 to 750 and encodes 215 amino acids. The transcript has a single exon.